Diorhabda carinulata is the source of this 4771-nucleotide messenger RNA. It is a transcript of the gene wap, whose product is annotated as DDB1- and CUL4-associated factor 7. The transcript is spliced from 5 exons. The record is from RefSeq and is a predicted model, not a curated record. Lineage: Eukaryota; Metazoa; Arthropoda; Insecta; Coleoptera; Chrysomelidae. Gene Ontology annotation, molecular function: protein binding. Gene Ontology annotation, cellular component: nucleus. The coding region runs from base 101 to 1147 and encodes 348 amino acids.
GAUUGUAUUAGUCGGAUGUCACUUGUCAAGGUCAAGCCGACUGCUAUAAACAAAAAUACACAUUUUUAAUAACAACAAUAUUAACAAAAAUUUCAUAGAAAUGGCCCACUCGGGAGUUGUCCCUGGUGGGAAACGCAAAGAAAUUUACAAAUACGUCGCCCCAUGGCCCUUAUAUAGUAUGAACUGGUCUGUUAGACCGGAUAAAAGAUUCCGACUUGCUCUUGGAAGUUUUGUUGAAGAAUAUAAUAAUAAAGUUCAAAUUGUUUCAUUGGAUGAAGACAACAGUGAAUUUUCAUCAAAGAGUACUUUUGACCAUCCAUAUCCAACAACUAAAAUUAUGUGGAUACCUGAUAGCAAAGGAAUUUUUCCCGAUUUACUAGCGACUAGUGGUGACUACUUAAGAAUAUGGAGGGCAGGUGAACCUGACACAAGACUUGAAUGUGUUUUAAACAAUAACAAAAAUUCAGAUUUUUGUGCACCUUUAACUAGUUUUGAUUGGAAUGAAGUAGAUCCCAAUUUGGUUGGUACUUCAUCUAUUGACACAACAUGCACCAUUUGGGGAUUGGAGACUGGGCAGGUAAUGGGUCGAGUUAACUUAGUCUCAGGCCAUGUUAAGACUCAGCUCAUUGCUCAUGAUAAAGAAGUUUAUGAUAUUGCAUUUUCUCGGGCAGGAGGAGGAAGAGACAUGUUUGCAUCUGUUGGAGCAGAUGGAUCAGUCAGAAUGUUUGAUUUACGACACUUAGAGCACUCUACAAUUAUUUAUGAAGAUCAUACACAUACACCACUGUUAAGGCUGGCUUGGAAUAAACAAGAUCCAAACUAUUUAGCAACAAUAGCUAUGGACGCUUGUGAAGUUAUCAUACUGGAUGUAAGAGUGCCAUGCACUCCAGUAGCCAGACUUAACAACCAUCGCGCAUGUGUAAAUGGCAUAGCUUGGGCUCCUCACUCCAGUUGUCAUAUAUGCACAGCUGGAGAUGAUCAUCAAGCUCUUAUAUGGGAUAUUCAGCAAAUGCCCAGAGCUAUCGAAGACCCAAUUUUAGCAUAUACAGCAGCAGAAGGUGAAGUUAAUCAAAUUCAAUGGGGAGCAACACAACCUGAUUGGAUUGCAAUUUGUUAUAAUAAGAGUUUGGAGAUAUUAAGGGUGUAACUUGUGAAAAUGUGCUUAGAGAGAUUGCUGUUGAUUGUAUUACGGAAGUUAAAGUGCUGUUGACAAUCUAAGUGAGUUGAACUACAUUCAACUGCAGAUUUUUAUCGACUUGUGGUAUAUUUUUAUUCAACAAAACAAAACUCAUUUAAUAUUUAGAUAACAGUAUUUGGUGCUUAAUUGAGAAAAUAUAUGAACAUUAUGGUAACUUAUACUGUCAAGGUUGCACUUAAUAUAAAUGUAAUUUAUACCAUUAGCUAAAGAAUCUUCAGAAUAUCCGAAAUGUAGAUUCUAACCAAUCUUCCCCUUUUUUUUUUGUUUAUUAAUUUUUGAUGGUGGGUUGGAAACCCAUAACACAUAUCAAAUUCAAAAAAUACAUUCAUCCAUAAGCACCUACUCCAUAUUUAGACUUUUUGAAAAAAUCAACUGGAUAUUUCUAUUAACCAUUUUAAUUUUUAAGUAUGAUAAACUCCUGAAUUCUCUUUAGAAUACAGAUCUUUUCAUCUUUUAGUUUUAUUUUAGAAGAAUAUUAGAAAGUUUUACAUAAAUUUUUGUACACAGCAGGCCUUAUAGACCCAUGGCUUCAAGUCUCUCUACUGCUUAUCUCAAACUCCUUUUGUUCACGGCUGCAUUGCGCCAGUUCGCUAUCCCUAACUUCUGUAAGUCUUCCUUACAUGCAUCUAUCCACCAUUCUGGCUAUAUGUCCCAACCAACGUAGUCUUUUUGCCUUACUAUAUAGUUGAUCUCUACAUGACGAUAUAACCUUUUAAUCUCUGCACUCGUUCUUUUUCUCCAUUCAUCUUGAACACUCCUCUCUCCCAUGCAUUCGGCCUGUUUACCUCUUUUUUAUUCAUGACCCAACAUUCACUACCAUAUAACACCGUAGAUUGUAAAUUCUUGGCUUCACUACCCUUGAGAUAUCUUUGGACCUUAAUAGGAUUCCUAGAUCACCAGCUGAUUUAUUGCCUUUGCCAAUCUUUUGUCAAUUUCUUUAAUUUCGUCUCCUUCACUUGUUACCAUCACUCCCAGGUAUUCAAACUCUUGUACUCUAUCAAACCGGAAUAUUGAAUCAUAUGCCUAUUUGAAGUCGAUAAAUAAUAGCUUCAAAUUCAGUGCCAGCUCAUAGCUAUCAUUUUGUAUUGUUUUUUACACAAAAUUCAUAUAUCCACACUAAAAAUUAGCUAAAUUCUUAAUAAGGCACAAGAUAGUGUAAUUUAAUUGGUUACAUUUAAGAUUGUAGCAGCAUUUUGAAUUAUAAUAUAUAUUUUGUCUAUAAUCAAGCUCGAUCUGAUGUUCCACAAACAUUGCUACAAAAAUAGUUAAAAUGGGCCAAAUUACUGUAACCAUAUAAGAAAAUAGUGUGGAAUUUGUCAUUGAAAGCACUUAUUCAAUCAUCUUAACAGAUGAUUAAAAGUUUUAAAUAUGUUAAUAUGGUCUAAACUAACUGUUUCAACAUUUGCAGCUCAAAUGGACUAUUUAUCAAAUCGUAUUCGACUCAACACCAGAAUAAUAGUAAUUUGAUGUCGUUAGCUUACAACUGAAGCUGACCAAGUCAAAAAUUAGGUAUUUGGAGUUAAUAUGACCAAAUCUUGCAUCUACCUUAUGUUGUCAUAAUAAUCUUGGCCAUAAUGACCAUGUCAAGAAGACGACGUUCGCAAUAUAUGACCAAAUCUGCUUGACAUAGAAAGAAGUCAAAGUUAUGUAUCAGUGAUAACCUAUUGUAGAACGUUUUGGGAAGAGUACAACAUGGCACGGUACAAAAAAAGAUCACUGCGCCACGUGCAAUCAGUUUAAAGAUGAAGCCAUUACCAAUAAAGUCUACAAGCAGCAUGAAAGGGAUAAAGCAAAUGCUGAAAAAAAUACUGAUAAAUUAUCUGACUGUAUCCCCUUCAAAUACAACUAUACCGACUGAUUCUCUAUGAAUUUCCGGCACAGACAGACAUUCCAUUAAAUAAUCUACCAUUGUAAACCAGUCUGUUGUGAAAACAUCAAAUUUGUAUAAAUCAAUCCCAUUUGAUACUAAAAAGGUACCCGAACCAUCUAAGUGCGAAAGUGAUUCGGAGAUGAAUUCUUAGAUCAGUUUUGUGUCAGAGUAAGUUAAUAAAGUUUGAUUUUGACUACUAAGUCAAGUGUGUCUAUCUUUUUGCUUAGGAGAAGGUGACAAAGUUAUAUUUUUUCGGAAAGUGAAAAUAAUUAUGCCUCCUAAGUAGAUUCAUUACAAAUCACUGUUUUAUAUAUUUAUAAAAAAAUGCACUUGCGAAGUAAUAGUCUCUGAUUUUAUAGUUGUAUCUAAACUUCAAUUCCAAUUUAUGCAAAAUGUUUUACUUGGUCUCUUUUGGUUGUAAGCUCACAAUAUGAAAAUGAGAAAAAUUUUAAUGUGAUUUUUUAAUUAUUUUCAAGAUCUUUUAGACUGGAAUUUCAAAUAAAAUAAGUUAUUUACUUGUGAUUGACUUUUAUUUUUUUGGUUGCUUUACUGUUGUUCUAGUAGACAUAUUUUGUACGAAAAAUACCCAAUACCCGUUUCAAAGAUUGUUAAUUACACUUCAUAAAAAAUAAAGUACUACCUUACUAAAGGAAUAUUUCGUUUUGAGUAGAAUUUUCUUCGAACUAACAGAAAAAUUUAUUUUAUACAUCGGUUAAAAGUACGAGUCGUUUGCACCUUUUUCGAGGCAGAAAGUAAAAUAUUUGUGAAUUAGUACAGCUGCGCAUAAUAGCUCUGAAUUGCGCGCCGUGAUGCCCGAGUUUACUCCUUAUGUGCAGCUUUACCAAUGCACAAAACUGUAACUUUCUGCCUCUAAAAAGGUGCAAAAUAGUAUACACAAGGGCAGAAGUUUGAGAGCUCAAAAAUCUCAAACUUUCUGCCCUAUUCUUUCUGACCCACUGUGAUGCUUACUCAAGUGUUUGAAACGCUCUCGUGUGAGUACUGGCACUCACAGAUGACGUGGUCUGCAGUUUCAUCCUCUUCCAUAUACCAGCGUCACUCCCAUGGUGAAGAGAGUGUCUUAGAUGACCGCGUCCGAUUAAAAGUCUUCUAACUAAAGGGAUUUGCGCCUAUUUAAUUAAAGCAGUUGUUUGGUAAGAGAGGUAGAGGGCUCACCUAUGUGUGCCUUCGCUUGUCUCAAUCCAAUUUUUAUGAAAGUUGUAUAUAAACUAUUUUUUUCUCAAAUCAUGUAUAUUGAAAAAUAUCGACAAAAAGGGAAUCUUUUUCUCAAUUUUAUUUUAUAGAAUAAUGACAACAUUGUUUAGAUAAAAUCUUUAUUAAAAUAUUUUAUACAAUUUAAAUUAUGAGGGUACUUAAAACAUUUUUGUAGCAACACACAGUGUUGAUUUUUAUUUUAAAAGAAUAAAAGUGUUGUAAAACAAUAUUUUAUUCAAUGUAUACAUAAAACUGUACUGUUUCAACACACUUUUUGACUUUUAAAGGAAUUGUACUGCAUAUAUAUUUGAAUAAACAAAUGUUUUACUACUCAUACAGUAUAUGCUGAUGUUAAAGUAGAAAAUAAUUUUUAUUCGAAUGUUUCCUGUAUAAGUAUAAUAUUGAACUAUAAUAUAAAAAAAAUAUGUAAAAUAGUAAGCUGAAACUAAAGUUUUAUUGUUAUAAUUUACAAUAAAAAAAAUUAUUUCUGA